AUGUACAGCACGGCAGAUCAUUCUGCCAAUAAUGUAAGCAGUAAACCUAAGCCCCAACCUCACGACCAUUCGGAGAAGACCACGGCAGACCCCUCACAGGCAGCCGGGUCCAAGGAGGAAGCCAAGACCUACGAGUACAAGGGUGGCGGUCCCGUGAAGCUCUCUCCUGGAGUCACACAGUUUGAACGCAGGCUUGCUUCGCCGCUCCAGGGACUCAUGAACGCUUACAGGGCGGCCUUCAGCAAGUUCGCCAAGGAGCCACUGGUGCCGAGGUGGAAGACCUUGGCCUUGGUCGACUCCAAGGAGGCUUGGCUGGGCCGCAUCGUGUACCGUCGCGGAACCCUCACAGACUGGGAGUGCGAGAUCCACAUUCCGGAGGAGCACGCCGAGAAGCUCUUGGAGACCUGGCGCCGCAUCUGGUACGACCAAUUGCGACAGCAGGUCAACCAGACGACUGUCGAGCAGGAAGCUUUUGACAGUGCCGCCCGCCUCACAGCGCACAACUACGCGGAGGCCAAGAGACUCAGCAGGUUCCUGACCAAGGCCAUCCCAGAGUACAACGAAGGCAAGGACGAUGGAUUGGAUCACUGGAUCGCCAGGUUCCGGUAUGAGUUCCCAUGGCCGGUGAAGUUUGUGCAUGUUCCACAGGAUGCUGAAGAGAGGACACACUUCACAGGACUCAGGUCCAGAGAAGAACUCAUGGAACAGAUGGCGGCUCAGGAACAGGAGGCUGCCUUCACAGUGGACUCGGCGAGCGGAGGUGUGGGGGCGAUGAUCGACGUGGUUUCCCAAGUGAAGCGCACUCACAGUGACGCCAGGCCGAGCUACUACCCGUUCGGCUCACAGGUGGAGCUCGAGGGCGCGGUAGAGGAAGCCAAGAUCGCCCACAUUAACAACGACUCGCACCCGCUAAGCGAAGAGCACCGCAUAGCUCUAGCUAAUAUCUUGCAUGAGACAAUGGCACCGAGCACCGACCGCGACCAAUUCCUCAAAGUUUCCGAAGGGCAGCCUUUUCGCUUAACAGCUCUGCAGUACCUCGCACAGGCCAUGCAAGACAAAGAAGCACAGCUCCCUCUCAUCCUUGAUGAAGGGGUGCCUACAGGAGCUUUCGGGGCUCUGCCCAGCAGUGGACAAUGGCCACCGACGCAAGGCUCCUUGGACUUCGCUGAAGAAUUCAGCCCCGCCUCGCUGGAGCAUUGCAGAGGCAACUGGUUCCUGGCCGAAAGCAACCCUGCACUGCUACAGGAACUAGUCGAAGAAGAAGGGUCCGCAUUGCAAGCUCUGGAAGAGUCCCUUGCUCGUGCCUGGGUGAACCAGACCGGCCACCACCAACGUCUCUCGUGGCUCGAAGGGAUCAUUCAGAGCUUGCGGGCCAUGAAUACCUUUAGUGCCAGCAUCUUGCAGCAGCUUGCUGGUGUCACCCGCGAGCAGCUCGACGGUGCCUUGCCUCCGGCGCAGGCCACUGUUGGGCCGCCUGAGCUUCCGUUUGCACCUGUGCCCGAUCUUGGGGAUGCCUGUCCUGCAAAUCCAUCUCCUGCAUCUGCUUCUGCGGAUAACUGGGGGUUUGUAGGAUUUACUGGUGACUUCGAAGGGUUUACCGAUGACCUCGCAGUGCCUGUCUCUGAAGUCGAAGUCCAGCAGCAAACUCACGAGUUUCCACCUUCCCCUCCCGUAGGGUUUAACCCAAAUCACUUCGAGGCGCAUUUAGCAUCCCUCUGCGAGCCAGAUGAGCAAGCCCCUUCCCUCUCCCUUUUAGGGUCGGGAGAUGAAAACACUGCUUGGUAUGAAGAUGUUAGGGCCAUGAGUGAGUCACAUUUUUCAUUGGUGCCAAGUGCCAGCAAAAGAGACUUUGGAGAAGAGGUCCGUCCUGGUAGGAUUGCUCGUGCUGUGGGCGAUGAGCGCUCACGUACUGCCGUGGCAUCUCCUGCCCUGCCUUGGGAGAGAGGAGUCUUCAGAGCCAUCUUUGGGGAUGAUGGCUUGACUAAUCCCUUUGAUAACCUUGUGCUUAAGAUGCCUGGCCCCUUAGUCCCAGCACAUGUGCCGCCGGCUGAGCCAAAGAUCCCCGAGCCUCCCAUACCUUCAGCUGACAUUGCGAGCAGGGCAUUCAAAUCCUUCAAGGAUGUACAUCCGAGCGACGAGCGUGAUAUGGUCAUGGACCGAGCGGUGUGCAAACUGCAGCACAUCAUUUGCCGCACCGAUGUUGACGACAUUGUUCUUGCUUUUCUGCUGCUGGUGGGCAGAGUGCAGCUUGUGCGUGCUGAAGGAAACAUUGAGGAAGCUCGAGGUGAGGUGGCCCGCACAAUCCUCAACUUCAACGGCAGACUUGAGUCUGUCGAGGACAGUCUGGAGGAGGGUCUUGAGAACCAGGCUGGUCUCCUGAGAAAGUCAGACUUUGUGAUGAAGACAUUUUCGAGCUUCAUGUUCAAAGGAGCAACCCUGGAAGAACGGCACACCAAGGUUAGGCUGGCACUCGGAGGCAAGGCGCCUCGCACACUGCAGAAGAGGUAUGGCCAGUCUGCCAAGCUAGUCUCCUGGGCUGAGUUGGAGUCGGUGAAGGCCUUCCCCAUUGAUGGGCAGAUUGCUGAGGAGUUUCUCCGACAUCUUGUUAGCUCGAGCGGCAGGCAUUCGGUGCUUACUGGUGCAGUUGAGUGUUUUGCUUUCCUGCAUCACGUGCUUGGAGUUGACAUGGAGCUGAACGCUUGUAGCAAUCCAAUCGUGCAGGGGAUCCUUAGGAAGGCUCGCUUGGAACGACCUGCAAAGAAGCAGGCGAGAGCCUUGCUUGCCAGUGAAGUUCUUGCCUUGGAAGCUCUACUUGCGGAUGAGUGCCGCCCACUCAUCGAUCGGUUUUGCGCUGGAGCCUUCCUCUUUGCAUUGUAUGGCCGGGCCAGGCUUGGUGAUCUUAGGGUUCUUGACUGCUUCAUAACCGACCUUCUUGAGGACAGUGCUAGCGGUUGUGGCUACCUUGAGGUUUUGUCUCUUUCGCACAAGUGCCGCAGUACCAGCAACAGCCAGGGUAUGCGCAUGCACAUUGUGGUGCCUGCCAAAGGCAUCGGCCCGAGGUGUUGGGGCAAAGACUUCAUCUCGGUUGCGAGGGAGCUGGGUCGUGACCUCACCAGCAUUGCUUCGGGAGAGCCUUUACUGUAUAUGCCAGAUGCUCAUGGGAACUUCUCCAAUGUACCUGCUGACACUGAUCGCUUUGCCGCUUGGGUGCAGGAUCUUCUGUCAACGGUGCCGGCCUACAGCGGGGAUAAGAUCUCAGGGCAUUCAGCAAAGGCCACGCCGUUGUCGUGGAUGGGCAAAGCCGGAACAGAUUUUGAUACGCAAACCCUCCUUGGACACCACGUGCUGGUUGGACGCAGCAGUGCCCUGACCUAUGCACGGGACACGCAGGCGGCUCCGGUCCGAAAGUUUGAGGCUCUCAUAGGCGAUGUGCGCCGAGGGGUUUUCCUUCCUGACUCCACGAGGUCCGGACGUUUUGCACCUGAGGAGCCUGCCGACUCCGAUCCUCCUUUGGACGGUGUUCUGUUCAGUGCCAGAGACAUGUCUAGUGCAUUUCCCACUCCUGAUGAAGGUGGUCCUGAGCCUGUGUUUGCUUUCCCACCGUCACCGCCUCCUCAGCUUGAUGACUCCUUGACUCCUUUUCCGAUGCCUGGUUUCUUGGAUCAGGCUGGUCAGGAUCCAGAAGGCGAGGCUGAUGCUGACUGGCUGGGAGAGCGGGAUUGGUAUGCUGAGGCAGCAGCAGAGGAGCAGGCGCAGCAGCAGGAGGACGAGCCGGACUUGGAAACCGGUGCUGAGGGUUGUGAUGCAGAGCCUGGUGGGAGUGAAAGCUCCUCCAGCAGUGAGUCAUCUACUUCUGAGUCGGUUGAUGAGAGAGUUCAAGCUUCUGGGGAGAGGGCUGGCGAACUUGAGCAUAGAAAGCUCAAUGAGCAGCUCGGUGAUGCAAUGAACCAAGGCGUGACCUCGAGGUCCUGCAAAGGGACUGCUUGGUGCCUCUUUGUCGCCUGGGAUGAUUUCCCGGCAUGGCAGGAGUGCAAAAAUCGCUGCAUGGGCAAGAUGCUCUUUGCCCUGCGUGAUGUGCGAAUAGAUAGAGAGAGGUUGGAUGCAACUUGCGGCAUACCGCGAAGUGCUGCAUGUGUCAUUGCAACUGCAGAGCUUGGUGCACGCUUAGUUUGGUGCGGUAGACUUCUGCAGAUUCUGGCAAUGGCGACCCUUCUGAAGAGUGAGGCUGCGUUCGAUGAGCGAGCUCGUGAGUGUGGGCUACCGGAUGAGGAGCUGGGGCGGCUGAAGACUGCGGGGAUCAAGACGAUCUCGCUCCUAGCUUUCUCGACCAGUGCUCCAGGUGUUCAGCCUUCUGAGGAACAACUGAGGUCCCUUCUCCGACCGCUGGCACCUGAGUCGGUGAGUGUUGGAGUUGUGGCAGCAAUCCGACACUUGAUGUUUGAAUGUCAGACGCUUUGCUUGGCUCACGUCAAAGCUUCAGUUGAAGGAAAUGAAAAAAGGAUCGAAUUGGCACCAGCUGAGAGGACCACUCGGAUACUCCAGCAGAAGGCCAAAAUGAAGGGUCUUACCUUGGUUGGGCAGCUCGAGUGCUCGUAUGCUUCUUACGACUAUGUGGGGGCGAUGAUCGAGAAGGAUAGCCCUAUGUACUUGGAACCGCACCGGUUCGACACGAGAGCAGCUGAGGUGGCGCGUGAGCGCCCUGGCAAAGAGCUCAUUUUGGACCACAACCGCAUUUCUGUGCGUGACAAGGCAGAUAAAUACAAGUGCGCGAUACAAGAUCCAUUGGCACUGUCGCAAGCCCUGCAGCGACGGGCCCUUGCUUCCGAUCUCAUGGGGGCAUGCACUUACGAGGCGAUGCAUGCCUGGCACUCCUUUCUUUUAGACAGGAUGCAGCAGCAGGCUCCGCCGGGCUGGUCACGCCCAUCGAUUGAACAGGUGCUCAGAACCGACAGGGCUGGUUGGGUACGCAUGUCGGAACAGGUGAAGUCACUUCGGAGAGAUUCGUCGGGCAAUUUGCCCCUCGAUGAUGCCCUAGGGAAGUUGACGAGCGACCCUCAUGUGUUGUUCCAUCUCUUACCCCUCAAGAGCUCUGAGGUUAAGCCCGAUAAGCCGGAUAAGCCACCAAAACUUCCACAUGGUGAUCCGGAUAAGAAGAGAAAGCCGAACAGUCCCAACAAGCAAGAUUCUGGCAACAAGGUCCAGAAAGCAGAGCUUCCGGACGAGCUUAAGAACAUUACUGGAUUGCGGAUGGCAACCGAGGCAGGUGAAAAGUUCUGCUGGCCCUUCAAUUGCAAGAAAGGCUGCAAGUUCGCAAAGGCGGAUUUUUCAGGUCAACCUGUUGUGUUUCCGCCCGCUGCGCCGAUGACAAGUGCAGCCAAGCGUGUGAAGGUCUGUCAGACCGGUGAGGCUUUGGAAGCUUCACUUGAUGCCCUAAUUAGUCAUAACCACUGUGCCAAACGAUUGACUUGCAAGUUCAUGGAUUCAGUUUUGCCUCUUGAACCGGCUUCGUCACCUCCGGCUGAGACCAUUCACCCUGCCGAGGUGUAUGCUGGUCAGAUUCUGAAGCUAGCACGAGCGCCCGCCCGCAGUGAGGUGUUGCACCUGUUCAACCUCCUUCCGAAGGAUAAACCCACUCGUGGUGAGGGUACGGGAUGCGCUUUCGCUUGUGGCAUGUAUUGUCAGGGACCCUUGCUGGGCCUCCGGGCCAAUACCAAACGUUUUCCCUUGGCGUGCUCUGUGCUAGCUAGUUUUGUGAAGGCAAUCUCUCCUGAUUUUCAAUUUUCCACAAUCAACAUUUUCUUCAAUGUCAAGACGAGUCCGCACGUUGAUGCAAACAACGCUCCCAUGCCAAAUCUUGUUGCGGGCCUAAGCAAUUUUCAGGAUGGGCAAGUCUUAGUUGAAAGCUCAGGAGGCCCACGUGUGAUUGAAACCUCUUCGGGCAAGCUUCCCGCUGUUGCGCUGGAGGUGGCUAACACGCAUGCCAUCUUCGAUGCUUAUCGCCUUCGACAUGCCACUGCUGCUUGGCAGGGUGAUCGUGUCGUCCUUGUUGCCUUUUCGGUGCGCAAUGCCUGCAUGUUGAGCCCAUGUGAUCUGUCAACUCUACAGGAGCAGGGUUUUGCUCCCAAUCUGGAUGCUGUCUGCUCAACUGAUACUCCACCUGUUGUGGUGCCGCCAAUCAGCAGCAAGUGCCUACCUGCUGGUGCAGAACAGAGACUUCAGGGUCAUAGCCUUCAGUCGAUGCUGUUCCUUCAGAUCUUCUGUGGUGCGGGUCACCUGGCCGCUGCGGUUAAACGUAAAGGAAUUGGACAGUGCCUUGGCGUCGCCUCCCGUGUCACUGGUGCCACUCGGUGUCCUGUUCUCCCGCUUGACCUUAAAAAUGAAGAACAGCAUGAGCUCCUGUGGGAUGUUCUCAAUCGCGGCAACGUUUGUGGUGUGCACAUCUCGCCGCCUGCGAGUGAUGCACAACUUUGUGAGCUGUCGGCCCGGAUCCUGAAGUGGUGCCACGGCCGUGGCAUUCUCGUAUCAGUUGAAAACCCGGCUGCAAGCUCCGCGUGGCAAGGCCCCCUUGGCAAAACCUGCCUCGCCUUAGGCCUCCUCAAGACCUCAUUGCACCAGUGCAUGUUCGGGGAUCCUUGUGCUAAGCACUCAACUUUCUUCCACAACUACCCUGAACUUCGUAGGUUAGGAAUUGCUUGUGAUGAUUCGCACUCUCAUGCUCCCUGGCAGUCGGGUGCCUUGCACGUGUACCCACCUGACCUAUGCGAUGGAUUUGCUAGAGCAUUGCUUGAGCGCCUCAAAGCCUUUGGGUGUGCGCCAUCCACUGUGACUGAUGUGUCCAUGCACCGUGCUGCUCAGGUUGCUGCUGCCAAGCAGCCGAAAGGAAAACGCAUCCCGCCGAUUGUGCCGCCUGUUGCUGGCACUGUUGUGCUUCGAGGACCCGGUGCUGUCAUGCCACCCACUGGUGUCUUAAAGUCCUUUACGCCAUUGUCUUCAGAGCUUGUCGUCCUGCCGCCCAUGCAUGGCCUGCCUGCUGGAAGCAAGUGCCUUCGGUCAGUGCUCUUCGGGGGUGGGGCUGACCUUCCUUCGAUUCGGGAAAUGACUUUCUCCGUGCCAAAGUCUUGUGAAGAUUUUGUGCAGCAAGCAUGCUUCGCUGAGCAUCCCAAGCACCUUUACAGUGGCAUCCCUGAUGUACUUGCGAAGUGUGUCAGCAAAUGUGCUUCAGAAAGUUACGAGAGUCUUGGUCGGGAAAGGACUGCUUCACUUCGGCGCUGGGUGGCUAGGGCAAAAGAGUUGUCCGAGCAAGUUGAUCCAGAUCCUCCUGUGGGUCACUGCGCGGAGGUCUUAAAGGGCAAGGACCUUAGGCUGUUCAAAGAAAUGCUUGAUGAAAGUGGGCAUGUUGACAGUGGGCUGCCUAGUCAGGUGAAGAGAGGCUUUGACAUUAUGGGUCCAUUGCCCGCUUCUGGUGCCAUGCCUAAGAAAAACACUUUUGCAACUUUGACGCCAAAGGAGGUCCGUGACAAUGCAUCAUCGAUCAAUAAGGCAAUCUUGGGAGCCUGCCGAUCUUCCAAGGACAAACAAGUUGCCGAAGAAGUUUUCGCGCUCACCUGUGAUGAGAAAGAGAGGGGAUGGCUUGAUGGGCCGCACGACUUUCCUUUGCCAGAUGGUGCUGUGCUCACUCGCAGGUUUGGCAUUCGGCAAACAAGCACACAGGCUGAUGGUUCGGUUCUUGAUAAAACGAGGCCGAUUGAUGACUACACCGAGAGCCAAGUGAAUCUCACUAAUGCCAGCGUGGAGACCAUUUCGCCUCAUGGUGUGGACACCAUUGUUGCUGGGAUUUGCCGGCGCAUCACCUCGAGGCCUGAGCAGGCUGAGCCUGAGGAGCUGGUGGCAUGCACAGUGGACCUUAGAAAAGCCUAUAAGCAACUUCCGGUUUCGCUCGAGUCGCUGAACGAUUGCAGACUCUUGUUUGCUGACAAUCAGGUCUUUGGCAGGCGUGCCCGGCAGGUCUUCUCUGUCCUGUCCAAAGCCUGCUCUUGUAAGAAGAAUGUCAAAAUAACUGGUGAGCUGCUGCACGCGCUUCUGUUCUUCCGUGAUCACAUCGUGAAUGGUGAGCCAAGGCGUGUCAGUGCUUGCAAAAGGGAAAAGCUGACCCUCUUCACUGACGCCUCCUUUGGAAGCGAAGGUUCAGGACUUGGUGGGAUCCUUUACGAUUCAGCUGCCAAGCCUCUCAAGUGGUUUGCUGAGUGGAUUGAUCCUUGUGACCUUGUCCCCUUCGGCUCUGAUGCUAAGGAGGGUUUGAUUUAUGAGUUGGAGAUCUUCGCAGCAGUGCAAGGUGUCGUGGACUUGCUCAAAGGCAAGUCGAACAUUGACCUAGUGCUGUUUGUGGACAACGAGUCCGCUUUGUCAUGCUUGAUAAGUGGCCGCGCAGAAGGCAUUGCAGCUUGCAUACUUCAGAAGCUUGUCUGCUUCGAGGAAGAGAACGAUAUCAACAUUUGGUGUGAGUGGGUGCCAUCCCAAAGCAAUCCUGCUGAUGGUCCAUCCCGGCCUCUGGGUGUCGGGUCUUUGUGCAACCUCAACAGGCCCUGCGAAACCAACACUUCGACGUUGGGGCUAGCCCUCCGUGCAAGCCGUCCCCUGACGGGACGGUGGAUGGACCCGGCAGCCGAGCCGGCUGCUGAGCCUGACUCCGAGGCCGAUAGCACGGUUUCGACGGUGAGUGCCAUCAGUCGUCACCUUGCAGACUUGCAGCGGGAUCAUUGGGCUUUGCAAGAGCAGUUCCGUGCAGCACAGCAGGACACACAGGUGCUUUCGGACCGCUGCGAGUAUCUUGAGGGCAGGAUUCGCGUGUUGGAGUCCUUUGAGAAUCGCAUCCGAGCAUUGGAGUCGGCCCGGGAUUAUACAAACCAUCGUGUCGUGUGGCUGGAGCGCAUUGUGCAGCGGGCUAGGGCUGCAAGUUUGGCACAUUAUGCACGGUGGAGGGCAUCCGUUGGUCUGGACCCAGCGGUCUUUCCUUUGGACGAGGCCGAGGCUUACUUGUACGUUUGCUUCUUGAGGAGUGAGGGGGCUCCCAGGUCCCGUGCACCGCGCUUCCGCGAAGCAAUCAAUUUUGCAGGCGCGAUGCUAGGUGCAGACGUAAGCGAUGCAUCGAGCUCGGCGCGUAUCCAAGGGGCUGCAAACCCUCAGGUUCAGGCUGUGGUUGUUCGCAAGAAGGUACCAUUGACGGUUGCUCAGGUCAGGGCACUUGAGGAGUUUGUCUUGAAUUCCGACAACGAUCUAGCAGCGGUUUUGGCUGGCUACGCCUUGUACUGCCUCCAUGGGAGGCUGCGCUGGAGUGACGCUCAGCACACUGAGGCAGAGCCGACAUUGGAUGUUCAUGAGGGCAAGGGAUUCUUGAACGCCCAGCUUUAUCACCAUAAAACUGCUAAUCGGGGAUCGUUGGCCAGGCAUCGGUUGCUGCCAGUGUCCUGCAUCUCGCCCGGUCUUGCGGAGGGCAGUUGGGCGGAAGCUUGGCUAGAACGGCGGCGACGGCUCGGUCUCAAGGCGUCAAGGGGCGUGCCUAUGAUGCCGAGGCCUCUGUGCACUGGGGGAUUUGACUCUCUACCGCUUGAUCCGUCUCUCGGGGCAUUGUGGUUGCGUGAGGUUCUGAAAGAAUGCCAACCCUUAGAUCUGGACGUCAAGUGGGGGGACAUUGCUACCCACAGCUUGAAGGCAACACUUUUGAGCUACAUGGCCAAGGCGGGUGCUCCGGAAAAUCUGCGUGCAAUUGCGGGGUAUCACUUGAGGUCCGCCAAUUCCUCUACUCUCGAGUAUUCCCGCGAUACCCUGGCACCGGCAUUGCAUUUCUUGGAGUGUAUGUUCUUGACCAUAACGAGCGGGCUGUUUGCACCCGAUGCUACCAGGGCUGGGCGCUGGACCCAGGGAGUGCGCUCGGUGGAUGAUGCGAUCCGAUUUCUGUUGGGGAAGCCGGCUCCAAGUCAGGCCGCGGGACCCGGCCCGGCCGAGGCUGCGGGGGCCGACGAGGCUGUGCAGUCUGAUCCGGAAUCGCCAGCGGAGAGCAUUGGGUCUGCAGGUGAGGCCGAGGAGGCGGGUGUGUCCAUUUUUGCGCUUGGGUCGGACUUGCAAGUGUCCGACGACGCCAGGCGGUCCGUUCGGUGUUUUCAGCAUAAGCUUAGCGGAGUGAUCCACGCAGCUAGGGACGAUCAGCCUCCAGAUGAGGGGGAGAUGACAGUCUUCCGGUGCGGCCGCUUUGCAAACCGAAACUAUGAGCUUCUGGACGAGGUGCCAACCAUCAUGCUUCACAAGUGCUCCUCGUGUUGGGGGGCCAAGGACUUGAGGCAGUGA
Symbiodinium sp. CCMP2592 is the source of this 10341-nucleotide messenger RNA. NCBI's taxonomy places the organism in Eukaryota, Dinophyceae, Suessiales, Symbiodiniaceae. The record is from the annotation of a GenBank genome assembly.